AGAUUUGCUUGACUUGGUCUCUUACCGUAUUGCUGUGGUAAGUGGUGUUUUUUUUUUUCUUCUCUCACGGCGGAGAAGACGGAGAGAUACAGCUAGUGCAUCCCUUGCUCGAAUAGCAACGCUCAUACACACAAAAAAGCGUUGACAACCCCGCCCAUAUUAUAUCAGUCGCCGGGUCGAUAUAUAUAUAAGCACUGUUAGAGGCCUUUCUCCUUGGCUGCCGAGCUCAUUACAAUAUAUCGAGUCUUUUCACUGCCGUAAAACUGGCGAGCCGUGGUUCACGUCUGCUCCCAUAACUUUACCGCAAAUUCUCCCUCGCAGCCGUGUCGUUCUGCUUUCCUUGCGCUCGAAAGCGCGUCGUUGGCGGCCAACUCAGUCUGUUUACCGCCUUCCGCUGUUGUUGUUUUUGGUCUCCCUCGGUUAGGUGAGUCGCUGGGAUUUUUCUCCUGUGUGUGCUUCGCAACGACAGAGAAACACGAAGCGAGUGGGUCGACGACGCGCGGGUGUCCGUAGUCUUCGUUGCGACGGCGGCCCUAGUCUCUUCUCGUCUCCUUUGUACCUUUCGCGGAGGGCAGAACCCAACCCAAUCAGCUUUACGGGUGACACUUCGAAUCGACGAGAAGACAAACAACAACAAUGGAGUCGAGAAAGGAUGACUCGGCUGACGCCACACCGACGGCGGAAAGCGCACAGAUGGAGAAGGCGCCGGCCAAAGACCCGAAUAUGUGGAAAAAGGUCGUCAUGACCUACGUUUAUCGCUUUGUCCCGGUGUCGCGAUGGGCCCCUACCCUCACGCCGCGCGUCGCUUUGAGCGACUGCAUCUCCGGCUUUAUCGUGGGCGUCAUGAUCGUGCCCACUUCUCUGUCGUGGUCCAGCUUGGCAGGUAUUCCGCUGUCGUGCGGUCUCGUCGCCGCUCUCAUUGCGUCCUUCAGCUACGGUACAUUUGGCCAGUGCGCGUGCCUCUCCGUGGGCCCCGUGGCGGAGAUUACCACCUUGUUAAUUUCCAUCCCCGGCAUCCCCUACGCCAACCGGCAGGACGUCUUCCAGAGUCUCGGCGUGCAGGUCGGCAUUCUGAGCAUGGCGCUGAGCUUCAUCGACUGCGGCACCGUCAUCAAGACGAUCUUCGCAAAGGCGGUGGGGGACGGCUACACGUGCGCUGCUGCCCUGCUCGCGAUUGCGGCGCAGCUGAAGGUGAUGUUCAACGUCAGCCUGGUGGACAAGGGAUACGGCAACUUCAUUAACACCGUCAUCGCCAUGUGGGAGCAGUGGCACGUCUCCUGUCUCUACUGCUUUGCCCUUUUUAUGGUGUACUGCACAUACCUGAUCCAGAUUAAGAAGACGAGGCUGCCCUUGUGGAUUCCGCACCAGCUGAUCGUGGUGGUGGUGUCCAUUUUAAUCACCAGGGGCUUUCGGCUGGACAAGCAGUGGGGCCUGGCGAUUGUGAAGGAGAUCCCUGCGUCGUUGAGUCUGCCGCACAUCCCGCCCAUGAAGAACUUGGUGGAGCUCGGCCCCUACACCCUCACCAUCACCGUGAUCAGCUUCGUACAGAUGUACGUCGUCGCGCAGCGUGUCAUGCCGGACAUCGACCCCAACACGGAGCUUUUCGCCGGUGGCAUUACGAACCUGUUGGUGAAUCUCAUGUCGGGUAUGCCGGUGUCCAACUCCUUCAGCUGCUCCUCCGUGCUGAUUGAGCAGAAGGCGCAGACGCCCAUGACGGCCUACUCGGCCGGCACGGUGGUGCUCAUCACGAUUCUCUUUCUCACCCGUCUUGGCGUCUUCUACUACCUGCCCAAGCAGGCGCUGGCGGCGAUCGUGGUGGCGAGUGUGUGGCGCCUCGUGAAUUUUUCCGGCCCCGCGCAACUCUGGCGCUACAGCCGCAAGGACGCCAGUGUGUGGGUGCUCACGUUCGUUCUCACCGUGAUCGGCGGCAUUACCAUCGGCGUUCUCAGUGGCAUCGCUUUUUCGCUGAUUUUGGUGGUGCUGCGCAUUGCCCGCCCACGAGCCGUGAGCGUCGGCUUCAACAUGGAGACCUUCCGCUAUGGUGAUAUCCGCAAAGACCCGGAGCUGCUCGUGUACCCUAACAUCUUGAUGUGGCGCUUCGACGCCCCCUUGUACUUCAUCAACACCACGUACUUCCAGGAGCGGUUGCAGCAGGCCAUUGCAGCUGAGGUGCGACCGAUUGAUGUGGUGUUGGUGACGUGCGGAAAAGUGGUGGACAUCGACGCUGCCGCGCUGACCUCUUUGCCCAACAUUCUCGAUGGUGUCUCGCGGUCUGACCCGACGCGUCCGCGGCGAAUUAUUCUUACCGACAUUCACGGACGACUGGAGAAGGUGUUGCUGGACUCUGCCGCGCUGCCCAUCUACGUCCCGGAGGAGUACGACCGACUCACAAUUGAGCAGAUCACCGCAUCGGGCAAAUUCCCGGUGGUGUUCAAGAAGCUGGAGGAGGCCAUCGCCUUCGCGCAGCGGUGCAUUUCGGAGCGCUACGGCAACGUGGAUACCGCGCCGUACCCGAACGUGUCUUUCCUGACGGAUGUGGUGGUGGAGGCGGCUCGGCUGCCCACCAAAGACGGCGGUGCCUCGUCUCUGCUUACACUGCUGGAGGCGGAAAACGAGAGAAGUGGCGGCGGUGGCACAGCGAAGUCAACAACAGCGACGACGACAACGGCUGCUGCUUCUGCGUGUCGACCACAGAGUCGCACCGCCUCGCGCGACGACACCCGCGAGUCCUUGACGGAAGGUCCGCACAUCGUGGUCACCGCCCCGGGGGAGACGCCGCCGCACCGUCCGCUGUCACCACAGCGAGGCGAUGCAGACCGAAAGAAGGAAGCCGCCGUUGAGUCGUGGGGACAGGCGGGAGGCAAGAUGAGCAGCGCUGCUGCUGCCGCUGUUACCGCUACCGCUGCUACUGCCGCGACGGUCGAUCACCGUGACAGCGCUCUUGAUACAGCAGAGCAGCAGCAGGAGGAAGAGCGGGACAGUCUGGUGCGCCACCUCGCCACCCUCAAGAAGCUCUCCACUUACUCGCCGGACCGCGAGCUGGUCGGCGUCCUUGGCGUGAUUCGGCACAGUGAAGUGACACCCAAGCAGAAGAAGAAGUUGGUCUUCAGCGAUCCGGUGCUUAUGAGACUUGCGUUUCAGGGCUGCGACGCACGCCGCACGCGACGCAGCGUCGAGGACCUCGGCGAGUUUUUCACGACGGUGGAGCACAUGCUGCGGGAGACGGCGAUGGCGUCGCCGCAGACGGGCAGGAGUGGCUCCGUGUCCUCCUCGUCGCCGGAGGAUACGGCGCUCGGCACGUCCAUCAACCUUUCCUUCCGGCACUUCGCGUCCCCGGUGGCAGAGAACUGGGCACGCGUGCUGGCCAUCGUGCGGAGUCGUCCUGACGGACUGAAGAUUCAAAUCAAAGCCCGCUUCAGCACCGGCUCGGGGGCCGGCUCGUUUGUGGGCAGCGGCGCCAGCGAAUACACCGGCCGGGUUCCCCACCUCGCUCAACAGUCCGGCACCGGUACGGGAGGGCAGCGGUGGUGGCUGAGCCACGGCACGCGUUCGCCGAUGGGCUACAGCAGCGGCAGCGGGGCGGAAGAGGAUGAGAUGCAGGAACCCGUUGCCGGCCUGCUGGUGGUGAAGUGGGGUGGCGUGCUGACCCGGUCCGGCAUCACACAGGCGCAGGUGAUGGGGGAGCGUUUGUUCGCGCGUUUCUACGCGGCUGGCGAUCUGCCGCUGCGCCGACUCGUGCAGUUCACGCAUCACCCCCACGUCACGGCGUCGGAUGAAACCCGAGUCGUGAACACCGCCCUCGUCGUGGCGAAUGCGCUGACGCAGUCCUCUGGCAUCUCCGUCCACCGCUCCGAUGUGACGCUGAACGACAAGCUCAUCAAAACGCUCGGACCGACAGCGAAGCGGCUGCUCAGAGAGGAGUACAAGUAUUUUGAGUCACUGCUGCACAUCGAAUCGGCGGCGGCGGCUCGUCACUUCUUUCACAUUCCUGGCUUUCGUCAGCUGCUGUGGAUCCCGCCGCUGGACCGCUCGCUUGCCGCGGCGAACGGUGGGGAAGACAACAGCUUUGACGAGGCGAACGCCGACGGCGGUAAAGUGGAUGCUGCGACCGAGACGAGCAGCAACAACACCGAAGAUGACGAUGGCCGGGUACGCAACAGAGGGCUUGGCAGAGACCACGGUAGCGGCGGCGGCGCUGGUGCAAGUCGGCGCGAAGGUGAGGCGUUGAAUCCCCGUAGCUUUGGCCUCCGCGGACCGCAGGACAUUAGCUUCACGCACUCGAACCGCACCUUUGGCUUGACGGCGGAGCAGCAGCAGCACCUGAAUUACAAUGUCCUGCGUCAAGACGAGUUCUACACCCCGUACCAGGUGCUGAAAGAGCUGGAGGAGCUCAUGACGACCAUGUCCACCAUCACGUUCCCUUCUGCGUUUGCAAAGAUCCCGCUGAGCAAUCACGAAACGCUGCAAGAGGUACAGCAGCGAUACGACGCGAUGCUGAAAAACUACCUCGGCGCGAAGCGGGGUAUUAGCAGCGGCGUCGCCACCGCUGGCCCGCGCAGCAGCAACACCGGGGACAUCCGCGGUCAUCUUCACGGCGACGGCAACGGAGGCGGCAGCAACAGCAACAACACCACCCGGAACGACAACUUCCCGGCUUCUCCCCUGCGAAACGUGACGGACCUGCAUCCUGCAACCUUAGCGGAGAACCAGUUCGUCAUGGAGGCGAUGGAGGAAACGGGUGGGUCGUCGGAGGACGAGGGAGUCGACAAUCAAAUCCUCGAAGAUGCGGCACUGAGUCAGGGGCCAUCGGAGCAGACGACGCCGGGUUCACUGCCGCGUGUGUCGUACACAGCUGCUGCUGACGACGCAGGCGCGGCAGCGGAUCGUCCAUCCGGGUCCCGCCGCACAACACCCACUAGACAACACCGUGGCGGCGGCAGUGGUGCAGUCCCUGCUACUGCCGCUGCUCGAAGCUCGUACAGCAUGACAGAAACUGCCACCGGUCCGAUGUGGGCACCGCCGGGCUACAACGGCAAUCGCAGCAGCAACAGCAAAGGGAGUCGCAACGCCGCCGGCAUCGUCGCCAGCAAGCGGUACGACGUCAGCGACGUGUCGAAGUUGCGCGACUACGGCUCCUACGAUAUUGCCUACAAUAUGCCGAUGCUGUUGCAGCUGCACAACGCUGCCCCGGACGGUGGCACGGCCUUCCUGUUCCGCAAAUUUGCCAGAGCGCUCCAGCGGUUUGCGGACAUCACGGAGUACAUGUCCCGCAUCGGAGAAAACGUGUUGGAAGGGGUGAACAGCAGCAAGCGCUUCAUCAUUGGCUCGCUUGUCAGCGACGGGCUGCUGAAGCGACUGCAUGCCGACUUUCGCGAGCUGGCGAUGGCGGACGAAGAACGAGGAGUGCAGGAGCUGCUCGUGAAGGCGCAGGCGCAGUAUAUGACGGAGAAAGGAGGUGUGGAGCAGGAUGUGCGGCACAUGAUUCGCUUCUUCUCGAACUGUCCGUGUCGGCCAAAGAAGUCGGACGAUCUGGUGGGGACGUCUCCGGCAGACGCGUGGAGCAGCGAGACGCAGCAGGAGCGCGAGUUCCGGUUGCGGUUUCCAUUCAUUUCCCUCCCACGGCCUGAUCCGCGGACGCAGUCAGCCGCCACGGACUUUAAAGGCUGCACGCGGCUGUACUUCACCUCUUACUUGCACGUCGAAGGUGUGCUGCAGUGCCUGUUUGAAAGCUCCUCGGUAGAGGGCUUCAGCCGACCCAGCAAGGAGGAAAUGGAGGCGACGCACCAGCUCUACAUGCGCCACCUCAUCUUUAAGAUUUUCCGCCGCCGCAACGUGAGUUUCACCGAGGCCGAGGUAGCCCACGCCUUCCGUCACUUGAACCUGCUCUUUCGCUCUGACGUGGAGUACGACAAGCAGCAGCGCGUCCUGCGACGCGGCCUGGCGUCGAUCUACCAUUCCAUGUACUACGUGUCGAUGGAGGUUUACCUCUCACUUGGGGAUGCCGACGAGGGGCAGACCGGUGAGACGGGCGAAUUCCCGCUCUUUCAACGGAGCGACAACGGCGACAAUGCUUGGAACGGAGCAGACCGAGGCGGAGGCGACGGGGCAGCGUCGGAAAACGACAGCGCUGCCCCAAGCGCCACGGGCACCGCGGAAGGAAAAGAUGAGCGGGAGAUGGCCGCCAGGACAAGCAGCCCUCACGGCACGACCCUCAACACGACGGCGCCAUCACGUUCUGUGCGCACUGCUUCACCGAAUCGCCCCACAAACGCAGCACUCCCCUCUUCGUCCGCCGUGGCAGAGACAAAAACCGGUAGCGAGAACUACUUUUUCAUGGCACGGAGUCCCCUCUACACGCCUCGCCCGACCUCCGCCGGCGUCACCACUACCACCGUCCCGUCGAGUGAAGCGACACCUGAGACGACAACGACAACCGCCGUCGCGACGGCAGCGAAGACGGCUCUCGUGUCCCCGCUGUCGUCGAUGGCGGUGUACAACACGGCAUCUACAACGGGUGCUGCUGCGGCAGACGGCAACGAGAGCGACACGAGUUCCGAUUUGGCCGCGCUCAACCGCACGAUGCGUCGCACCGCGAGUCUGACCGCUGUGACCAGCGGUUCUCCCGGGACAGCGAAGACGAAGAAGCGCUCCCGCUCAGCAGCGCCAGUGACGAACGUCAAGGAUCCCGUGAAGGAGGCGACGGUGCUCGUGACACCGGAGGCGGGUCGACGCACAGCGGUGGUGCAGGAGAUGCGCCAUCGUGUGUUGAACGUAACGCCGAUGCGUCGUGUGCACGAAGGGCUGAGUCUAAGCGACUUCGUCUUGCUGAUGAAGGAGGUCGACAGCGCUGUGCGAUCGCAGACGACCCUUCCGGCGCAUUAA
This is a messenger RNA of Leptomonas pyrrhocoris, 6882 nucleotides long. RefSeq names its product sulfate transporter-like protein. The transcript has a single exon. Bases 637 to 6882 code for a protein of 2081 amino acids. Gene Ontology annotation, biological process: transmembrane transport. The record is from RefSeq and is a predicted model, not a curated record. Lineage: Eukaryota; Euglenozoa; Kinetoplastea; Trypanosomatida; Trypanosomatidae. Gene Ontology annotation, cellular component: membrane.